GCGCAGACGCAGCGCCCCUCAGAGCGAGCGACGGCGAGGAAUCCCUUCUUAGCCAGUCUAUGAAGAGUCGGGGAUAAUUCACGAGAGGAGGAAGGCGGGGCCAAGGGCGGCGCUUUAGGGGCAAAGGUUCGCCGCGUCAACAUGGCGUCCUCCGUGGAACUGAACUGCUGGGGUGGCGACUGGGGCUUGCCGUCCGUACACGCCGAGUGUCUCGUUGUCAUGGCUUAUGCUAGGUUUUCUCAUGCACCAUUGAAAGUGAACAUUGUUGAUCAUUCAUGGAACGCACCAAGAGGGAGUGUACCAUUAUUGAUAUCAGAUGACACUGUUAUUUCUCAGCCAGCAAAAAUAUUAAACUUCUUAAGAAAAGAGAAGUAUAAUGCUGAUUUUGAACUAUCUGCAAAAGAAGGGGCUGAUACACUGGCCUAUAUUGCACUUCUUGAAGAAAAACUACACCCUGCAGUGCUGUACACUUUCUGGGUUGAAGCUGAUAAUUACUACAAUGUGACAAAACCAUGGUUUGCUUCAAGGAUUCCAUUUCCAUUGAAUUGGUAUCUGCCUAGAAAAAUGUCCAGGGAAGCACUUAAUAGGAUCUUGCUGACAAAAGGUGGGCCUCCACUAUACACGAUCACUGAAGUGGAAGCACAGAUCUACAGAGAUGCCAAGGAAUGCCUCAAUCUUCUGUCACAUAGACUAGGGACAUCUCCAUUUUUCUUUGGAAAUAUGCCUACAACUCUGGAUGCCUUUGUGUUUGGUUUUCUUGCUCCUCUUUAUAAAGCACCAUUCCCCAAAGUUCUGUUACAAGAUCACUUGAAACAGCUUCCUAAUUUGUGUCGCUUCUGUGAUGACAUUUUGACUUGCUACUUUAGAGUAAACUUAUCAGGCAUCUCUCCAUCAAGCCAAGACACAGUAGAUGCAAAUCUGCAGAAGCUCACACAGCUUGUAAACAAGGAAUCCAACCUGAUUGAAAAGAUGGAUGAUAAUCUUCGUAAGAGUCCUCAGCACCCUCCACGGAAGCUGACAACUCUCAAGCUUUCUGCAACUGGGGAAGGAAACAGUUCACCAAACCGCUUAUCGCCCUGAGAGUUUUAGUUUCCUAUUUAUACAUAUAUUCUACUAUGACGUCUGUCUCUAAUCAAAGUUUGCACUAAUUCUAUGUGUCCAUAGUACUGGGAGAAGGAUGAAUUGUCUAAUCAUUACAGGCACAUUCAUUUAAACAGUGCACGCUAUGGACACAGACACAUUAGAUGUCCAAGUUGACUAUAGGCAGAAUUCUAGACUAUUUGUACAGUUCAGUAUAUAGUCACCUUAAGUGCUGCAUAAUGCUUGCUUUUUAGAAUUAGUUCAUUUCUUGACCAAAACCUUGGAUUUCACUCUUGAGAAUAUGCAAAUAGAUCAACUUCUUCUAUUACAUUAAGCUUCAGUUUUGAUUACAAUCAUGUUAUAGCUCAACUUUAUUGCUGUGUAUGGUAAAAGCUGCUUGAUCACAACUUUUAAUAUUUUUAUAGAUUUUUAAUGAAGUUCAAUUACUGAAGGAAAAUUAGAAUAUCAUCUUACGUCCAUGAAGAGCGACAAAUAGUGGCUGAAAUCCUGUGCCUUUGUUAUACAAAAGUCAUAAUAUUCUGGCAUGCUUAAAUGGCAAGCAAUGAGUCCCCUUGGGAUUCUCGAAUAAUCAGCAAGUCAGAGAGGAUGUGCACCCUUGAGAAUGCCUGCAGUGACUUGUUAAUGGCAGGCUAUGAAUGGCAGAAUGGUACACCUUUUACAUACAAAAAGGUAUAUGAUUUCAGCUGGAAAGGUAUUUGCCAUUUUGCUCAGGCUCUUAUAAAAUAACUAUUGCACUGCCAUUUCAUAUUAGUAUCUCUGUUCAAGUCUUAUCUUAAUUAGAAAUGGGUUAAGCUUGACCAGCCUGCAUGGGAGCUUGUCCACUUUCAGUAUUGCAAUAUAUUAGCUUAUUGACCUUACAGCUACCUAUUUGACUUUCCAAGGUGCACCAGAUGAUGCCACAACCCAUUAGAACAAUUUUUCAAGGGCCUGCAUAGGCAAAUCACUCCCCUCAGCCAUUCAUCUAACAUGAACAAGCUUUGCUUAUCCUUAAUCUGGAUCCAGUUCAUUAUGUAAGGCUUCAGUUUAUCUUGGCCUGACUUUAGAUCCAUUAGCCUUUGUUUUUAUGUAUUACUAAAAUAACCAAUGGUAUAGAUUUUCCUCUGGGUUAAUACAGGUAUGUAACUUAGUGGACUGAAGGGAUAAAAAGGUGUGUUUGCGUUCUGCUAUGCAGAGUUGAUGAUGAGCAUUUCACCAUAAAUUAAGCUGUAGUGGCAGCCCACCAUUCAGAACUGAUAUGUGCUCAGGUCUGUCCCUGGCAGUGCAACAGAUGUGGAAAUAAUACACAGACAACAUCUCUGUACGCACACUGUUGUGACUGUACGCAUGGAGAACCCCUAGAUCUGACUGACUGUGGAGCAUGCAUUUAUACAUUCAUUUGUAACAUUCUGUGUAAUGUAAUUAUGUAACAUUAAUUUAUGAUGGCCUGAGAUACAUUUCAUAUUAAUAAUAGCUAUGUCUGAGUCACCAAACAAUUUUAUUCUAAUUAUCACUGGCCAACUACAGUAUUAGGUUGCAGUGUGGCCAGAUAGCUCAAAUCCUGGAGGCAUGGGGACUAGUUUAUAACAGCAGACCACAUCGCAAAUUGAGCAAGAGGCAAAAUGUCUGGAAACACUCCCCACUGUUAUCUUGAGGAUCUCAUUCUAUACAAGAAUGACAAAAUUAGGGUGGGGUGUGGGGACCAGAGGCUGGUCAAGGAUCAUUGUUGGUCCUCACUGUUCUAAAAUAUAAUUCUGAAUGUGCAGUAUAUCCAAAAAUAUUUUUGAAAUAAUACUCAGCUAAAGUGGCAACUGUCCUGAAUCAACUGAUCAUUUGAGUUCUGAUUCUAAAGAAAUAAUUUUAAUACAGAAAUAAAGUACAUCUGACUUUCAUCUGAUUUUAUUUUGUCCAGUCAACCAAAUGUGAUAUUUUUCCUCUAAAUUAUUUGCAGUGUUCUGUAUAUGGAGGGGAAGAGCUGUAUAAACAAGUGUGUAAAUCAUGUAUAUAAAUGUACUUAGAGAAUAUUACUUUGUAAAUUAAGGAAUGUAAAGAUCUUUCUCCUAUCUUGUUAUUUAUAACAGUACUUUUAAUGUAUAGCAAGAAUAAAUUUAAGUUUCAUGUUA
Messenger RNA from Pogona vitticeps (central bearded dragon), 3200 nucleotides. RefSeq names its product metaxin 3 (gene MTX3). NCBI's taxonomy places the organism in Eukaryota, Metazoa, Chordata, Lepidosauria, Squamata, Agamidae. Gene Ontology annotation, biological process: mitochondrion organization. The record is from RefSeq and is a predicted model, not a curated record. Gene Ontology annotation, cellular component: SAM complex; cytoplasm.